AUGGCGUCCUCACCGGGCGAUUCUUGGGCAGUAAGAUUGACAGCUUUAUUCAUACGAUGCUGUGGCUUUUGGGCAGAGGACACAAAAUUCGGGAGAAAAGUUAUGGAUGCUAUUGUAACAUAUUCACUUGUUGCUCUUCUGUUCGCAUUCUGCGUCACUUCGAAUGAUUUGUACAACUGUUACGGGGAUUUCGAUAGAUUCACCUAUUGCGGUCUCAAUGUCGUUACCGUGGGAUUUGGUUUUUACAAGCUUGUAGCAUUCUCUGUGAAGCGGCGAAUGUUCCUAGAUUUAAUUCAUUAUGCCAAGAAACACUUCUGGUUCUGCCAUUAUGACGAUUAUGGUGCUGAGAUAAUGGGGAAUUGCAUGAAGAGAUGUCUUAGGAUCAUUAUAUUCGCGGUCUUCAUGUGCCAUUUGACGAUCAUAAUUCAUUACAUAAAGCCUUUGAUAGCAAAUCAAGGGAAGAACGAAAGCGACAGAAUUCUCCCGUUCCCACUGUGGAUUGACUUGCCCGUCACGCUGACGCCAUGGUAUGAGUUCUUGUACAUUAUCGAGAUGUUCUCAGGCUAUCACUGCUGCAUCUGCUACUUCUGCUUCGACAACUUCCUCUGCCAAAUCAACAUAACACUCGUUGGUCAGUUCGUCAUUCUCCAGAAGGCGUUCUGCGAUAUUUACGACCAGCGUCUUGCGCUACUGUCCAAUGACGAGAGUUAUAUCCGAGCGAGAUUCGUUACAUGCGUUGAGAAACACCAGGCGUUGAUCGCAUUCACAGAAAAAGUGAAGGAGCUCUAUCGAGAUGUUAUUCUCGGAGUUGUUGUACUUCUCAGUUUGCUGAUAUGUCUAGAGUUAUUCCAGCUGAUGACGACGGUUGGCCAGACACUCGCCCGAAUCCACUACUGCGUGUACGCUGGAGGCAGCAUAGCCCAACUUUACUUCUUUGCACUAACCUGCAAUGAUCUGACAGAAGCAAGUCUCGCGAUAGCCAAUGCAGCGUACGACGUGCGAUGGUUCCUGAUCAGGUCGGAGGUCAAGAAGAAUGCUCUCGUGAAGGAUUUGCAAACUGUCAUCAUCAGAUCGCAAAAGGCUUGCAGUCUGACUGUCGGUGGAUUCGCACCCGUCACCCUAAUGACGUUCACGUCGAUUUGCAACAGAGCGUUCUCGUUCUUGACCCUGAUGAGACAGAACACCAGAAUUCUUACAGUUUGUCUCUUCCAAUCAACAAGCACGAUGUUGAAGAUAGAUCGUGAAGAAAGUGGUACGAUCCAGUGGACCUACUUCUUCCUACGUUGCACCGGUUUUUCGGUACCAUCGGAUCCCCGAAAAGACUUGCUGAAGUGGGUUCGUCUUUGGGCAUUCUGCGUGCCGACACUCGCCUGUCCCAUCACCUUUGGAGAUUUCUACUUCAAUUGUUACUAUGGGAGUUUCAAUGACUUGUGCUACUCCAUGAUCAAUGUCUUGACCAAUUUCUUCGUCAUGGCCAAGUUUUACGUGAUUAUAUUGAAACCACAGUUUCCGGCUUUCCUGCAGCUGACGCGCGAUGAAUUGUGGGGAAAUGCUGUCACGGAUUAUGAUAGAGAGAUACUGAGACAGUGUGAGAAGGAUACAUUGUUUUAUCUAACAAUUUUCUCAAUUCUCGCGCAGAGUUCGUCGUUGGCUUACAUUGUCGAGCCCAUUCUCUUCAACUGUCUGAACCACAAUAUGACGGAUGUCCGUGAACGCCGUUUUCCUUUGAAGGUUUGGUAUGACCUGCCGAUUUUCGAAACCCCGAAUUUCCAGAUAUUUUUCUUCAUUCAGUUUUGCUUCAUCUAUUUCGCAUCAAUCCAGUGGCUAGCCUAUGAUAACUACCUAGCCCUCGUCAACAUAUACUCCGCUGGACAAUUUAAAAUACUGAGAAAAAGAUUGAAGGAUUUGUAUGAUAAGGUCGGUAAGGAUGGUGAAUCCAAGAAGUUGGAUGACCACGGGGUUGAAGACGAAGGCUAUCUGUCCUCCGCCAUCGUCAAUGAAUUCAAAGACUGUAUCACACGCCAUCGAUUCUUGAUAGACGUGAUAGAACAACUGGAUAGUAUUUACACUAUUAUAAAUUUAGUCCAGGUCGUUACCUUUAGUCUUAUCAUCUGUCUGGUUGGCUAUCAACUCAUCAUGCCUGGCAAUCCAUUGUUCCGAAGAAUCAAGUUUGUUAUCUACUUGGGUGGUUGCAUCAUUCAAUUAUUUUCUUUCGCUAUAACUUGUGGCAAUGUGACUGACGCUAGUGUCGAAGUUGCUGACGGUGCGUACGAAUCCAAUUGGAACUCCAAGAAUUCAUCAGAGAGGGGUAGAGGAUUGACCAAGGACCUCAUGAUGAUCCUUGUGAGGUCGAAAACACCAUGUUAUUUGACUGCCGCGGGAUUCUUUCCAGUUACUCUGAACGUAUUCAAUUCAUCAUUCUGCACUGGCGCCAUGGCGUCUACGAUACAAGCCCUCCCCAUGCGAAUAACAUUUUUCUUCUUAUACAUCGCUGGUUUUGGAAUAGCGAAAACCGACAAAGAUAGAAAGCUACUGAAUAUGUGUCUAGUUUGGUCGUGCUCCACGGUACUGGUAGCAUUUUCCAUUACGAUCGUUGAUUUGUACUACGUGUGGGGAUCUUUCAAUGAUAUGGCAUACUCAGCGGUCAAUCUUCUCACGGACGUCAUUAUAAAUGCAAAAUUUUUUACCAUCAUGUUCAAUCGCCAGCAGUAUGAGGACCUUCUGAAAGCCGCUUGCGAGUCGUUGUGGUCUGAUACUCAGACAGAGCACGGAAGAAGGGUUCUGAAGAAAUGUGAAAAUCAGGCAAUGUUCUUUAUCAUCUUGUUCGCAACGUUCGCACAAACUUCGGGAAUUGCUUAUUUCGUGGAACCUGUUCUCCUCAACAUCCAGAAUAAUAGUACAGAUGUCAAGAAACGUUUGUUCCCGUUCAAAGUCUGGUUCAACCUGCCAAUCUACGAAACCCCAAAUUUUCAGAUUUUCUUCCUCAUACAGAUGUUUGUGACUUACCAUUCCUGCAUACUGUACUUCUGCUUCGAUAAUUACCUAGUUCUCGUGAAUAUCUUCAUCACUGGACAAUUUUCAAUUCUCAAAUACAGACUAGAAGUUCUUUACAAUGAAAAAAUCAUCGAGUCAAUCACAAGGAGUUGCGUGGGAUGCGAGCAGUUGAGCGGACAAGAUGAUUCCUUGAUGUCAAUCUCUCGAGAAUUUAAGAACUGCAUAAAACGGCAUCAAUACUUGAUUGGCUUCGUGGAGCAGGUGGAGGAGAUUUACACAGUCGUGAAUUUAGCUUCAGUCCUAGUCUACAGUCUCAUCAUCUGCCUGGCUGGUUAUCAACUGAUUAUGCCAGGAAAUCCGUUGAUGAGAAGAGUAAAGUUUGUGGUGUUCAUCUCCGGCUGUCUGACGCAACUGCUCUCAUUCUCCUUCACCUGCAAUAAUGUUUCCGUAGGCAGUGUUGAGGUCAGUGAGGGCCCCUACAACUCCGACUGGUACAGCCGAAAUUGGUCGAAAAGGGGUAGAUCACUGACGAGAGAUUUUGUCAUAAUAAUCAUGAGGUCUCAGCGUCCGUGUUGUCUCACGGCAGCUGGUUUCUUUCCGGUUACACUGGACACUCUGAAAUCGGUUAUAACGACUGCCUUUUCGUAUUUGACAUUGAUAAGACAAUCUAUCCAAUGA
Diachasma alloeum is the source of this 3672-nucleotide messenger RNA. RefSeq lists its product as uncharacterized. The transcript has 18 exons. Bases 1 to 3672 code for a protein of 1223 amino acids. Gene Ontology annotation, cellular component: plasma membrane. The record is from RefSeq and is a predicted model, not a curated record. Lineage: Eukaryota; Metazoa; Arthropoda; Insecta; Hymenoptera; Braconidae. Gene Ontology annotation, biological process: sensory perception of smell; detection of chemical stimulus involved in sensory perception of smell. Gene Ontology annotation, molecular function: odorant binding; olfactory receptor activity.